GAGGUUUCAAUUCCACUCUCGACUCGCCGGAGAUGGCAAAACCAACGUUGUUUCAGGAAAAUCUGGAUGUCAAUGGUAAUGUUUCAUUUCCAAAAGCUUCUUCUUUUCAAGUUUCAAAAUGUUGUUCUAACCCUAAUUUUGCCAGAGCACUGAGUUUCAAUUCCAACUCCAGAAAGCUCCACUUGGUUCUUGAUCUGGAUCACACACUCCUCCACACCACUCAACUCUGUAAUCUGACACCUGAAGAAGACUAUCUCAAGAUCGGAACCCAUCCUCAUCGAGAUGUUUUCGUGCUUGAAACUGUGAUCACCAAGCUCAGGCCCUUUGUCUGGAGAUUCUUGGAUGAAGCCAGCAAGAUGUUUGAGCUGUACAUAUACACAAAGGGUAACCGGUACUAUGCGGGUCUAAUGGCUGCCCUGCUUGAUCCUAGGAAGGAGUAUUUCCCUUCCAGUUCUAGAGUCAUAUCCUGCGAGGAUCACGGAAUCGUGAGGAUAUAUAAGAGUCUGGAUGCUGUGGUUGGCUGCAAUUAUUCUAAUGUUUUGAUUCUUGAUGAUACAGAAGCGGCAUGGACAAAGGAAAGCCGGGACAAUCUAAUCGUUGUCGAGAAGUAUUGUUUCUUUAGGCACAAAAUGGGCCUACCUAAAUGCAAGUCUCAUGCUGAGUUAAAGACUGAUGAAUGUGGAUAUCUUGCAGCACUUCUUGAAGUGCUUAAGGUAAUCAACCGUAUCUUCUGUGAUGAACUAGCCAUAAAUCCUUCUGGUGUAGAUGUGAGGGAUGUGUUACAACUGUUUGGAAACAAUUCGUCAAGAGAGAAUGACAGCUACUCAAAUAGUUGAUGUUCCUCUGCUGUUGACCGUGCUCACAAGGCUCUUACCUCCUUCACAAAUGGCCAUUCUUGUCAAAUUGCUUAACGAUUACAGGACAAAGAAAAGUAGCCAACAAAAGCUGAAUCCAAUAGUGAGACUCAUCAUUGGUGAAAAGGUUUUGCCUUCAGAAACAAAUUGAUGUCAUCAACUGCUCAUACUGCUACUGACUUGAAGCUUCGAAAUUCCUCAGGACAAGUGUUAUGCUACUGCUCUGAUGCUUACCAAAAGCCUCAACAAUUUCAAGGAAAAUAAGAUAACCCCACCCCAGCUGGUCUGAAGGUGAGACUGAUAGUUGGUUCGAUUGUGCAAAGUCCUUUGAUUUCAGUAAUCAAAUCUUUCUGGAGAAAGCAGAAGCAAGACCAAGCCACGGGGUGAUGAUUCAAAUUCUUUUGUUCAACAGCUUCCGUUUGGAGAUAUAUAGUUAUCCUUUAGUUAGACUCCAAUAGUUUAUUUCCAUGUUAAUAUACUGUAAAGACAAAUUUUUUUUAGUGCGCUUACAUCCCCUGAUGUAAUAUGGGUACAUUAGUUUGCUCGAUAUGUUUUUAGUUGUAAUGCUUUUGUCGUGUGGGAAUAAUAAUAUUUGUGGGUUCAAUGUUUGUAGUCCUUUCA
Molecule: messenger RNA, 1475 nt
Organism: Rosa chinensis
Lineage: Eukaryota; Viridiplantae; Streptophyta; Magnoliopsida; Rosales; Rosaceae
Product: RNA polymerase II C-terminal domain phosphatase-like 4
Exons: 2
Coding region: 33-836 (267 amino acids)
Cellular component (GO): nucleus
Molecular function (GO): RNA polymerase II CTD heptapeptide repeat phosphatase activity
Source: RefSeq, a predicted model, not a curated record